CACAUUUCACUGGACCUUUCCAUACCACCUAUACAUUCAGGUCCUGGCAAAUAUGAAAAGUAAAAUGAAUGACUUUGGAGAUUCCGAGAUGGUUAAGGGGAUCUCUUUUAAAAAGAGAAGAGAGAGCUUCCCUUCAGAGACCACAUCCAACAGCAUCGUUGGCUAUCCUGAGUUACUGCCAUCUCUAGACUUCCGGGACGAGGAGCCUUCAGCCCAACAUCACAAGUACUAUGCCAGCUGUCAGAAUUUGAUUCCUCUCCGCUUUACGUCUCAGUCUAACCCCAUGGAUGAUGCUGGGUUUUUCUCCUUCACGUCAUUCUCCUGGAUGACACCCUUAAUGUGGAAGAUCUUCAGGAAGAAGCUGGACCCCAGUUCUUUGUCUUUGUCUCCACAAGACAGUGCUCAUGUUAACGGAAAGAGGUUCCAGAGACUUUGGGAAGCAGAGGUUGCCAGAGUGGGAUUUGAGAAGGCAUCCUUAGGACGAGUCAUGAUUCGUUUUCAGAGGACGAGAAUGUUUGUGGCGUUCCUCAUCAGCGUUUUGUUCACAGUAGCAGUUUUUCUUGGACCGUCUGUCCUAGUUUAUGAAAUUUUGCACUUUGUGGAGAUUCAAGACUCCAAUGUACUUCAUGGAGUUGGUCUUUGUUUUGCCCUUUUCACCUCCGAAUUUUGCAAAGCCUUCCUGGUAUCGCUGCUCUGGGCGGUGAACAUGAGGACUGGCAUCCGAGUCAAGAGUGCCUUCUGCACCCUGGCCUUCCAGAAGAUCAUCUCUCUGAAGAUGCUCAGCAACUUCUCAGUGGGGGAAAUAAUUAAUGUGCUCACUAAUGAUGGGUACCGGAUGUUUGAGGCUGUCAUAUUUGGUACAUUUGUUUUCUGCUUGCCACUGCUGCUGAUCAUUUGCGUCGCAUAUGCCUGCCAUAUCCUGGGCUACACAGCCUUAAUUGGUGUCCUCGCAUACGCCAUCUUUAUUCCAGUACAGUUUGCUAUGGGUAGAUUGAUCAACUUCUACAGGAGGAAGACCAUCUCUGUCACGGACACUCGUGUGCGCACUAUGAAUGAGAUCCUUACAUGUGUCAAGCUCAUCAAAAUGUACGCAUGGGAAAGCUCUUUCGAGGAUAAAAUCGCUGAUAUCAGGAAGAAGGAGAAGCUCUUACUGCAGAAAGCUGGCUACAUUCAGAGCCUGAAUAACGCCAUCACGACCAUCAUCCCCACUGUGGCCACCAUCCUUGCCUUCAUUGCACACACAUCCCUGGGGCAGGACCUAAGUUCGACGUCUGCCUUCACCAUCAUCGCCAUUUUCAAUUCCAUGCGCUUCACCCUGGGCCUUCUUCCGUUUGCAGUUAAAUCCAUGGCAGAGUCUAAGGUCUCCUUGGCACGUUUGAAGAAAAUCCUACUUAUGGAAAAUCCGGAAUCCUAUGUGAAGAUGGAAGCAGGGUCUCCUUAUGCCCUGGUGAUGGAGAAAGCAUCUUUCUCAUGGGAAAAGGCCCAGGACUCCCAUGCCAAUGGGGUGAAGGGCAAGAAGGCAAAGGCCCAGGCUCAGAAUGGGACAUGUUCACCAGAGAAGAUCAAACUUGUGCUGAGAAACAUCAACUUUGUGCUACCUAAGGGAGGUCUUCUUGGAAUCUGUGGGAAUGUAGGAUCUGGAAAAACAUCUUUAAUAUCAAGCAUUCUGGAGCAGUUGCACCUCCAUCACGGCUUGGUCUCCGCAAACGGGACGUUUGCCUACGUCGCCCAGCAGGCCUGGAUUUUUCAUGGGACCGUACGAGACAACAUUCUUAUGGGGGAGGAGUUUGACGAGGACAGGUACAGCAAAGUGAUCAGUGCCUGCAGCCUUAAGCCAGACCUGGAAAUCCUCCCUUUCGGGGAUAAAACUGAGAUCGGUGAAAGGGGCCUGAAUCUCUCAGGUGGGCAGAAGCAGAGAGUGAGUCUGGCCAGAGCCGUGUACUCGAACAAGGACAUUCUGCUGCUGGACGACCCUCUCUCCGCUGUGGACUCCCACGUGGGGAAGCACAUCUUCGAGGAGUGCAUCAAGAAGGAGCUGAAGGGGAAGUCAGUCAUCCUGGUGACGCAUCAGUUGCAGUACCUCGAGUUCUGCGAUGAAAUCCUCCUUCUUGACAAUGGGGAGAUUAAAGAAAUUGGAACCCACAAGGAAUUGAUGAAGUUAGAGCGUCAUUAUGCAAAGCUCAUUAAUAACUACAAGCUGGAGCAGUCGAAUAAUGAAAGCAAGGCUGAUUCCGAGCCUAAUGCAGCAGAGUGUAAUGAGAAAAAUGAUGCUGACGGUGUAGCGAAUGGAAUAGAGAAUCCUGCAUUCGACAUGUCAGACGAGUCAGGCAGAACGAACGGGCCAAAAGCCGAAUCCGCGAGUCCUGAUGUUGAAGGUACCAGUGACCAGCUUGUCUCCAAGGAAUCUGCCCAGGAGGGCUCAGUGACAUGGAGGACCUAUCACCAGUACUGCACAGCAGCCGGAGGUUACAUCAUAGUCUUGAUCACCUUCAUCAUUUUCCUACUGCUGGUGGGAACGACGGCUUUCAGCAGCUGGUGGCUCAGUUAUUGGUUGGAACAAGGAUCUGGGGGAAACUCCACAAACUCCACAAACUCCACAAACAAUGAUGACAGCGGGAACAUAUCGGAGAACCCGGACCUCUUCUUCUACCAGCUGGUGUACUGCAUAGUCAUUGUGGCCAUGGUUCUCUUCAGUGUCAUCAAAGGCUACUCCUUCACCAAGGUCACCCUGCGCGCCUCCUCCAAGCUCCACGACAGAAUGUUUAGAAAGAUUCUCCUGAGCCCAAUGAGCUUUUUUGACACCACACCCACGGGCAGGAUGGUCAACCGCUUCUCCAAGGAUCAGGACGAGGUGGACACUGCCCUGCCGUUCCACCUAGAGAGCUUCCUCCAGUUCUGCUUGAUAGUCGUCUUCAUCCUCGGCACCGUCUCUGCUGUCUUUCCCUACCUUCUCAUUGGCAUCGUCGUGUUGGGGCUGGUGUUCAGCGCCAUCCUCUAUGUUUUCCAGAGGAGCAUCCGGGACAUGAAAAGGAUGGAGAACAUUAGCAGGUCCCCUUGGAUCUCACACACAACAUCUACUAUCCAAGGUCUCAGCACCAUCCAUGCCUACAACAAAGGCACACACUACAUUGAAAAGUUCAAGUUGUUGAGUGACAUGAACUCGAACCACUUCAUACUCUUCAACUGUGGGACCCGCUGGCUGUCCUUCAGGCUGGACUUCCUCUCUGCCAUCGUCACCCUCUUAGUGGCACUGUUUGUUGUGCUGAGCCCAGAAACCAUAAGUUCAGCCUUGAAAGGACUGGCUCUGUCCUACACAAUCCAGCUGACAGGAAUGUUGCAGUAUGUUGUGAGGCUAUCAACAGAGGUAGAAGCAAAAUUUACCUCCGUCGAAAGGCUGCAGGAAUAUAUCACGAACUGUGUCCCAGAGGCGCCUAGGAAGAUAGAGGAUGCUAAGAUCCCCAGUGGCUGGCCCCAGAAAGGAGCCAUCACCUUUAGGAGCUACCAAAUGAGAUACAGGGAGAACACCCCCAUAGUGCUGAACAACCUUAAUAUGAGCAUUGCGCCAAAUGAAAAGAUUGGAAUUGUGGGAAGAACAGGCUCUGGGAAGUCCUCGCUCGGAGUGGCCUUGUUCCGUCUCGUGGAGGCAACUGCAGGGACGAUCUUCAUCGACGACGUGGACGUCAGCCUCAUCGGCCUGGAGGACCUGCGCAGCAAGCUGUCUGUUAUACCGCAAGACCCCGUGUUGUUCAUCGGCACCGUGAGAUAUAAUCUGGACCCUUUUGACAAUUACAAGGAUGAGGACAUCUGGAAGGCUUUGGAAAGGACGUAUAUGAAAGAUGCUAUCUCUAAGCUGCCUGGGAAACUGGAGUCAGCUGUGGUGGAGAAUGGUGAGAACUUCUCAGUGGGCGAGAGGCAGCUGCUAUGUAUGGCCCGAGCUCUCCUCAGGAACUCCAAGAUCAUCCUUCUGGAUGAGGCCACGGCCUCCAUUGACUCCGAGACAGACUCCUUGAUCCAGCACACCAUACGGGAAGCCUUCCAUCACUGCACCAUGCUGACCAUCGCCCACCGCAUCAACACUGUACUGGAGUGUGACCGCAUCCUGGUCAUGGACGGUGGAAAGGUUGGAGAGUUUGACAGACCAGAGGUUUUGGUGCAGAGACCGGAUUCUCAGUUUGCAUCCCUCCUAGAUGCAGCAAACAAGGUGAACACCUGAGGUCAAGCCAGCGAUGGAACCGUGAAGAUGCACCAAUCUGGGGAUUGUCACCCACAUGCAGAAAACGCAAACGACACUUGUGGCUGCGUUUGUGAUUACACACAUGUGCUGUAUUCUCACUCGGACACUCGCGCACACACAUACUUGUAGGGCUCAGGGACAUUAGCUGUGAUGGCAGAAGGGCAGACCUGACCAGGAACCACUCUGAGCAUCUGUGGCUGUUUGAGGAGAAAUGUCCAGAAAUAAAUUCUCUAGUGACCUGGGUAGAGUACAAAUACUCCUUUCUGUUGACCUCUCUUGCUUGAAUGAAACACUAAUAACUAUUGCAUAGCAUAACCUAUUUCGAAAGUGAUUAUAUUAUUUGAUUUCCUACAAAAUUAAAACUAAAUGUAACAUGUAUUAUAUCGCAGCAUUUCAAGGCGAAGGUCACGACUCUGACUUUGCAUUCUAAAAUACAGAAUUUGACCUUUUUGUUAAAUCCCCUUAUAUAAUACUGUGUUCCCUGGCUUCCAGAACUGAUCCAUCCAUACGUUCAUCUUCAAACUGCUUCUACCAUGCUUGACGUGAGUCAGUACUCACUGGUACACAGUACUGGCAUCAGGAAUGUUUUUUGUGUACCAAUACAUAAUAACAAGGGAAGAACUGGCACCUGUUUUUUACGCACUUCAGGCACUGCUUCUGCUAUGACGGCAGCAGUUCCAGUUACUGUUGCUGACUCAUGAAGCCUCACCGUAAGGCAGAAAAGCAAAAGAGCGCCCUCUAGUGGCUGAGAUAAGUACCGCCUGUAGCUUGGCUGCAGCGGAGGGCGUAAGCUGGGAGCUUCUGACCGGCAAUAAUAAACCAGCGUCUCCGAUAGGCUGUUCACACUGCUGUCCGUGGAGUGUGAUUGUAUGUAUGUGAGCCCUGUCUCGUGCUCUAUGCUUCCUGGAAUGUAACUCUGACAGUAACAACCCCAUCCCAUAUGGGGGCCCGGUGUCUGUCAUUGCUUUAAUGUUUCCCAGUUACGGAGUAUGUGGUUUGCUCAGCAGUUUACUGGUGUAUGUGAGGUUGUGUUUAUCCAGUGACUGGCUGACGAAGUUCCACCACUUUUUCAAGCCUCAAAACGUCCCUCAAUUAACACAAAGCACAUUAAUAAUUAAGUAACGAAGUUUAUUUAACCCUAUACACAGCAAUGAGCGAUCGUGUGUAUUACGGCAAUUCAAACCGCCAAAGGAUUCAACCCCCCUCCCCCCCAAAAAAAAUUGAGAAAUGACUUUCAGCCAAUAUGUGGUUCACAGUUAAAAACACUUUUAUUUUCUACUGCUUUAAUUGUAUUUUAUUAUACUUGUAUUUAUUUUAUAUUUCCAUUUUUUAACAUUUUACUUUGUCUUGCAUCCUUGUUAUGUCUUUUUUUCCACAUUUUCUGCACUUCGAAUUAUUUCAUGUAUGAAAAAUGUGCUUAAUAAAUAAAGUUGUGUUCCUCCAACCCUGA
Molecule: messenger RNA, 5684 nt
Organism: Paramormyrops kingsleyae
Lineage: Eukaryota; Metazoa; Chordata; Actinopteri; Osteoglossiformes; Mormyridae
Gene: abcc12
Product: ATP-binding cassette, sub-family C (CFTR/MRP), member 12
Biological process (GO): transmembrane transport
Cellular component (GO): membrane
Molecular function (GO): ATP binding; ATP hydrolysis activity; ABC-type transporter activity
Source: RefSeq, a predicted model, not a curated record